Molecule: messenger RNA, 1749 nt
Organism: Trypanosoma brucei brucei TREU927
Lineage: Eukaryota; Euglenozoa; Kinetoplastea; Trypanosomatida; Trypanosomatidae
Product: signal recognition particle receptor subunit alpha
Exons: 1
Coding region: 1-1749 (582 amino acids)
Biological process (GO): SRP-dependent cotranslational protein targeting to membrane
Cellular component (GO): signal recognition particle receptor complex; endoplasmic reticulum membrane
Molecular function (GO): signal recognition particle binding; GTP binding; GTPase activity
Source: RefSeq, a predicted model, not a curated record
AUGAUCGACACGCUUUCGAUAGUUAGUAAUGGGGGGAUUGUGCUGUGGGAGCGAAGUUCAGAUGUUUCUAGAAAAUGCUCAAUAAUUAAUCAGGUCAUCCAGGAGUUUCUUCUUGAGGAUCGCGCUGGUAUGCACGAGACCGUAAUUGGUGAUUACAAAGUUCAUUGGAUGUUGGAAAACGAUGCACAUUUCUUUGUUGUGGCAAUACACCCGAAGUUUGUUUCGUACCCGCAGAUGUGUGCCUUUCUACGGACCAUUGCUAGGUGUUUUGUCAAGAAGUACGGACGGGUGCGAGACAAUGUGCUUGUGGAAUACGACUUUUCAGCUGAAUACGCGGAGACUCUUUCGAUGCUUGAUGCCGGUGUUCCUGGUGUUGAUGCAUUGGGUGGCGGCGAUCAAAUUAGUAACGGUGACACCGAGGGGGAAGAGGAGGAUGAGGAUUUGUUGGAAGAUGCAGCAGACAGGGAGCCGCAAGGUGAAGGUGAGUGCAGUGCUGCCGGUGCCGCCUCAGGGGCCUAUCAAGGGCCUGAUACAUUCGUUACCAAAAGCGGCCAUGUUAUUGGUCGAAAAGGUAAGAAACUAGCUGGAUCCAAGUCUACAACUGCAACCUCCCAGAAACGAAGCAAGCAGGUGAAGCGCGCCACCCGCUGGGAUGAACCAUCGGCCGACAGCGCUGUGGAAGAGCAGCGGGGGCAGGGAACCAGACCAACCGAAGAAGAACUUGAAGUACAGACUGCGUUGCAGAGAGCGGCCUUUAUCAAACGGUUACCUAAUGGCAGUGUGGCUCCGGUACGGGAGAAGGAGUGGGAGGGUCAGCAAAGGGGUCUCCUGGCCAAUUGGCUUCGUUCUUAUGUUGGUCGACGUGAAUUGGACAGUCAAGACUUUAACAAUGUCAUACCCGGCCUACGUGAGAAACUUAUUACCAAAAAUGUUGCUGUGGAGGUGGCUGAGCACGUAUGCAAGUCUGUAGAAGCGUCGCUGACCGGAAAGGUUCUUGGAACCUUUGAGUCCCUGCAUCAAUGCAUUGAAGCCGCCAUGAUCUCUGCACUCCGUCGCAUACUUCAGCCAAAACAUGAGAUAAACAUCCUGCGUGCGGUAGCAUCAUCGAGGGGGCGAAAUAAGCCAUACUCCAUUGUGCUCUGCGGUGUAAAUGGCGUCGGUAAGUCAACAACCCUUGCCAAGAUAACAUACUGGCUCCAGCAGAAUGGCCACACUGUCAUGAUCGCUGCAGGUGACACGUUUCGCCACGGUGCAGUGGAGCAAUUGGAGGUACAUGGGCGCUGCCUGGGCGUGGACGUCUUCCAAAUGGGGUAUGGGACUGACCCAUCUGCAGUUGCAGCGGCGGCUAUAUCACGAGCUACUCGUGAUGGCUGCGAUGUGGUGAUGAUCGACACCGCGGGAAGGAUGCAAGAUCACGAGUCUCGCAUGCGUGCUCUUGCGAAACUCAUUCAUGAUAACCAGCCUGAUCUGGUUCUGUUUGUUGGCGAGGCUCUGGUGGGAAACACUGGUGUGGACCAGCUUCGGCGCUUUAAUCAGUGUCUUGUUGAUUUUGUGCCUGUUGGAAGCGUGCCACGUGGCAUUGAUGGGAUUGUACUUACAAAGUUUGACACCAUCGACGAUAAGGUGGGUGCCGCCGUCUCGAUGGUAUACGAACUGGGUCAGCCGAUUGUUUUCGUUGGGGCAGGGCAAACUUACCAGGAUUUGAAAGUAAUGGAGCCAGAUGUUGUUGUCAGCGCUUUAAUGGCGUAG